This is a messenger RNA of Rotaria sordida, 1878 nucleotides long. Lineage: Eukaryota; Metazoa; Rotifera; Eurotatoria; Philodinida; Philodinidae. The record is from the annotation of a GenBank genome assembly.
AUGAGUGUCAGUUCAUUCGAAAUUUUACCUGAUGAUAUUCUUUAUGGAAUUUUUGAUUAUUUAUCUCCAGUUGAUGUUCUUCGAUCAUUUUUUUCAUUGACUAAACGUUUAUCAAAUAUGAUAAUAAAUGAAUAUUUAUGGCACAUUCAUAUAGGUGAUUCAACAAUGUCAUUAUUGAUGUUCAAUGAUCAUUGUCAAAAUGUCUUGAAAUUAAUAGGAAGUCGCGUUGUUUCAUUACGUCUAACAUUGACUAACACUAUUGGUGGAUGGUCACUCAUUUCAUCUUCUCUUCAGUAUCAUCAGACAAUAUUACUUCAACGUCUACAUUUAAUCGACAUUAAACCACAUGAAUUUGAUAAAUUACUGCGCAAUCAUUUAAUAAAACAAUUACAUACUUUAUUGGUUGAUGUAACAUUAUCUAAUCCGUUCAAUUCCCUUCAAAUUGAAGGAGUUUAUCUAGUUAAGGUGUGUUCGCAACUGCCUCUUCUAAGAAUUUGUCGACUUUCAUUUAAUCAUGAUAAUGGGAAUGUCAAUCAAAUAAAAAACUAUUCAUUAGGAUAUCAAAUGACAUUACCAAAUCUAUUGAAUGCAAAUCAUCUUCGUACAUUGACUAUUGGUAUACACACGUCAUACUUUCUCCAACGUUUACUAUUAUGUAUACCAUUUAUUGAGAAUCUUUCUGUUGGCAUACAAGAUCAAUAUAUUAAUGAGAAUGAUGCAAAUGAGAUAAUCUCUAUGCCUACUACUAUUGAUGCUCAUCUUCUUCGAUAUCUAUCUCGUCUAUUUAUACAUUGUGUGAAUAGAAUAAGUUUUCAUCGAACUAUUGGGCUUCUAUCAUCUGUGUUUGGUCAACUUUGUCAUUUGUCAUUAAAAUUAGAAGCAUUUACAUUAAUUUCUGGUCCAUUAAUUAUAUCAGGUGACAUUAUUCAACAAGUAUGUAUCGAUCGUCUCAAACCAAUGGCAACUUAUAAUCUUAAUCUAUUAUUAUAUGUUCAGAACGAUUUGAAAGAAAAAAUAAUUUUUAAUUCAUUUUUUAAAGUUCCAUUUACUCAUCAACAACGACCGAGAGUAGUUAUUCAAGAAUGUGAUAAGUUUGAUCUAAGUGAUAUGUAUCAUCGUUUUAUGGUAUAUACGUUACCAUAUAAUGACACAAUCCUUUCAUCAUUUAUGUUUUCUAGAGAUCUUGAAAAGUCUUGUCAAAUGUCGAUUAAUGCAAUAGAUUUAUUUUCACGUGCUAAUGAGUUAGUUCUGAGUGGUUAUAAGAAGACCAAUCGUCUUUCAGAUCUUGGCAAUUGUAGAAGUUUUAUAUCAUCAUUAGUUCCGUGGUCAUUAUUAACAAAAAUUUCAGUCGAUGGUGGUGAAGUUAUUACUUCAGUUAGAUUAGAGUCAAUAUUAUGUUUGGCUUAUAAUGUACAUACACUACAAAUACAUGAUGAUAGAGGAAUAUUACCUCGUGCAAUAUUACUUAAUACUGAUAAUCUUGGAACUCGUGUCUAUUACCAAAUAAAAUCACUUGACAUCUACGAUGUAACAUUAACAUUACAAAAUGCUCAACGUUUUUGCACAUUAUUGGCGAAUCGAUUACCUAACUUGAAGAAACUUUCGUUUAAUAUUUGUUAUUCAUAUCAUGAAUGGAAAUUAAAUCUAUCUCGUGCUACUGACGGGAAAAACAAAUAUACAAAACGUAUUGCUAAUCUUAUUUAUUUUCUUGCUGAUCAUUUGCAACAACUUGUUUCUCUUCAUAUCAACUUUUUAAAUUUGACUUUCUCUGAGACACCUUGUUUUCCACAUUUAAUCCGACGACAACUACAUCAAUAUCCACCUAAUCGACUUUAUCGAUUACAAUGUUCUUUUAAUUUAAUUCAAAUCUGGUUCUAA